GACUCUCCCCUCGCGUGGAGCUGCCUGCUGCUGUUCUCAGGGAGAGUGUGAGCAGAGUGUGAGCAGAGGUUGAGCAGAUGUUGGGUGAGUGUGAGCAGAUGUUGAGCAGAUGUUGGGAGAGUGUGGUCUAUAUGGCGAGUGCUGAUGCUCUGAGGAAAUUUGGCAGGGAAAACGACACAAAAAGACGACUAGCAAAGCAAAGUCCCACCAUCAGCUGGUUAAUAAAGCGGGCAGCAGACAGCACACCUCGUCUCUCCACUCCUCCACGCAGCCUGGUGUUCCGGGUCCGACAGGUGAAGCGCGUGAGGAGGAAGGAAAGGGCGUGUCUCUGAACCGUGUCCCGGGCUGCAGAGCGCAUUCACUUCAUUACCAGCAGUGCAGAGCAGCAUGGACACCGCAGCCAGGCAGCCAGAAAGCUCUCCGAAAGAGAAGAGAAAUCCGCACAAAGCCGCGUUAAUCCUGGCCAGAGGAGGCAGCAAAGGGAUUCCCCUGAAGAACGUCAAGGUCCUGGCUGGAGUUCCUCUGAUCGGCUGGGUGAUCCGAGCAGCGCUGGACUGUGAGCUCCUGGACAGCGUCUGGGUGUCCACAGACCAUGAUGAGAUUGAGAGGAUUGCCAAACUCUGGGGUGCUCAGGUGAUUCGCCGGAGUCCUGAGGUUUCCAAAGACUCCUCCAGUUCAGUCGACACCAUCCGCGAGUUCAUCAGACUGAGGCCAGAGGUGGACAUUAUUUGUCACAUCCAGGCCACUUCUCCAUGUCUGCACCCGUACCACAUUAAAGAGGCGUUAGAGAUGAUCACAGAGGAGGGAUAUGACUCGGUGUUUGCUGUGGUGCGCCGGCAUCAGUUCCGCUGGACUGAAGUGAAGAAAGAAGAGGGUAAGAACCCUGUUCCUCUGAACCUGGACACCUCCAGGAGGCCACGCCGUCAGGACUGGCCAGGCGAGAUCUGUGAGAACGGGUCCUUUUACUUCACCAGGAAAGAACUGUUGGAGAAGGGCUUUCAGCAGGCUGGCAGAAUUGCCUACUACGAGAUGCUUCCUGAGCACAGUGUGGAUAUUGAUGUGGACAUUGACUGGCCAGUAGCAGCAGAAAGAGUCCUCAGGUUCGGUUAUUUCGGGCGUAAUAAACCCACAGUGUUCAGGCUGAUGCUCUGCUCCAUGUCCGGCUGCCUGACUGAUGGACAGAUUUACAUGUCGGUCUCGGGGGAGGAGCUGGUGUCCACCAACACCCAAGACCUCAGUGCCAUUCCGCUGCUGCAGAGCGAGAAGAUCGAGGUAAUCCUGAUCUCCUCCAGCAAUGACCCGGUGUCUGAGGUUCUGUCCAAAAAGCUCGCUCAGCGUGCAGGAUGUCUUCUCCACUACAGAGUCGAGAACAAAAUAUCUGAAGUGGAGAGUCUGAUGAAAGAGCGAGACCUGCAGUGGGGAGACGUGGCCUACUUUGGUACGGAUCUGCAGGAUGUGGAAUGUUUAUCCAAGGCUGGCUUUAGUGGGGUUCCUCCAGGAGCUCCUGCUGCUUCAGUCAUCGCCUGUAAAUACACCUGCAAGAACAGCGCAGGCCACGGAGCGCUGCAUGAGUUCGCUAAUUACAUUCUACAGCUGAAGAAGAGAGCCACUUCAGCCCCAAACCAGGACAACAUUGAUAGGAAAAAUUUUUAGAGGAAAUAAAGUGUGUUUUUUUGCCAUGUGGGUUUUGAAAUGAGUUCAUUUAAAUUGUGUGUGUGUUUUUAAAUUUAUAUUCUUGGUUGAUUUGAUUGGUGGUUUGGUGCGCUGUUAGUUAGAUUUUUAUUUAAUUUGGAUUGUUAUUAUACAAUUAAAUGUGUGAAUUAAAACCAUGAUUCACAAACAUUGAAUCCAUAUAGAGAUUUCUCAAAACCCAAAACAAAUCUAAUCACAUUAAAUGCAAUCAUUAGACUGAACACAUUGGCUCUCAUUUCUAUUGGGUGCAUAAUAUUUUCCUACUAAUUUAAAUCAACUUCUGCGAUAUGACUUGUUACGCAAUAUGUGUGUAAUUGUUUAUUUCGGUUUAUUUCCAUUUAUGGACUUUGCCUAAAUGAAGGUCAGGGUGUGGUUUAAUUUUCACUGGUUUUAUUUUGUGUGCACUAAACAUAAUGAAGCCUUUUUUCAAUAAAAAUUUAAUUUAAACAA
Messenger RNA from Pangasianodon hypophthalmus (striped catfish), 2142 nucleotides. RefSeq names its product N-acylneuraminate cytidylyltransferase B. Lineage: Eukaryota; Metazoa; Chordata; Actinopteri; Siluriformes; Pangasiidae. The transcript is spliced from 9 exons. Gene Ontology annotation, molecular function: N-acylneuraminate cytidylyltransferase activity. The record is from RefSeq and is a predicted model, not a curated record. Bases 388 to 1653 code for a protein of 421 amino acids.